Molecule: messenger RNA, 940 nt
Organism: Aspergillus eucalypticola CBS 122712
Lineage: Eukaryota; Fungi; Ascomycota; Eurotiomycetes; Eurotiales; Aspergillaceae
Exons: 2
Coding region: 1-636 (211 amino acids)
Source: RefSeq, a predicted model, not a curated record
AUGAACUACUGCAAGUGUGCAUGGUUGGGUGCGUCCCGCCAACCACCAUUCGCAGCCGCGCAGCAACUCCCGCAUCAGCUGUGUUACGAGGAUCCGCUUGCUUGCUUGGUCCGGGCAGAAAAAAAAGGAAAGCAAGUACAGCUAGGCAUCCGGAGCACAGAGGAACUUGCAUCCGCAUCUGUGAGGGACAGGUACGGCAGCAUAUCAAUCGCUGGGCCCUCUUGUGGAUCCCGUCGCGCACAAAUGGCUUGGCUCACCGGCAUCUCUUUGCUCCUGAAUGGUCCUCGUUGGAUCGCUGCAAGAGAACUACCGUUCGGAAUAACCAUGGAAAACACAGACCAUUACGUCUUCUCUUAUCGUUACGGCCGCCGAGUGUUGAAGUUUGGGGCUGAGAAAGAGGCCAUGUGGAGCACUUGGAAGAAAAUGCGGGAUUUCGAGGCCACUAUGGUAAUUAUUGUUAUUCUUAUUAUACAUCCGUUGGACACACAGUUAUCGCUCCUCUCAUUGUUUGUGUCCGACCGACAGGCUCGACCGUGCAGUGAAUCGAAGGCUAAUUCCAUACGCACACGCACACAGCCUGGGGCGAAGGAAGUACGGAGACUAAAGGUAGCAACAUCGGAGUUCCUAAAUAGGUAGGUAAGUGCCAACCAGAGUUCGGAGAUCGCUAUGACAAACGAUGAUUGGAGGACCAGCAACGCAGCCUUGAAUCCCAUGGAUCCAGAAAUGUUAGAGCUGAAACUGGAGGGCGGUUCCUGAAAGGGGGAAAAGGGUGCGGUUAUCUCUGGACCAAGACAGCCGAGGUUCUCACUUCCGCAUUGUGGGAGUAAUUGCAAAGGAGCGAAGCGCAUACCAAACCAAUUUCUUUGAACAAGAUAACUCACUGAUCUUGUGGGUACAAAAAUUUUAGCACGAUUCUGGAUGCAUAUUUUUCAUAUUUACC